CACCAAAAAAGAAAAGAAGAAAGAAAAUCGCAGUCGGUGCCUUCCUUCCUCCCUCCCUCCCUCCCUCCCUCGUCUCCACUUCCUCUUCUCUACAUUCAUCCCAAUUUUUUCUCUAAAGAGAGGGGAGAGGAAGAUCGACGUGUGAAAUGUGUGCAUACUGAUUUUUCUGAAUCCUGGAAGUCUUGCUAAACCCACACUCUUCCUGCUCAUAAACCCUACCUUUUUCUCACUUUAGCAGCUUGAAUCCCAGUAGAUGGGAUCGGAGGGAGCUUUCUCCGCUCAGAAGCGGAGCUCCGGCGCCCUACCGACGGCCAACGCCGCCGUGAACGGAGGAGCGCGGGGCCGUGCCGCAGCUCUGCUGCCGCGGGGGCGGCAGAUGCACAAGACGUUCAACAACAUCAAGAUCACAAUCCUCUGCGGCUUCGUCACGAUUCUGGUGCUGCGAGGCACGAUUGGGCUCGGGAACCUCGUCUCCUCCGAAGCCGACGCGCAGAAUCAGCAUCUGACGGAGGAAACGGAUAAGAUCCUCGAUGGGAUCCGAUCCGACAAGGAUCCGAGCGACCCGGACGAGGCGCCUAUGCGAUAUCUCAGCCUCAAUGAUACCUUCAGCUUAGGGCCGAGGAUCAGCACUUGGAACGAAGAUCGCAAGGUAUGGCUUGAGGAAAAUCCCCAAUUUCCGAGUUAUGUUAAGGGAAAACCUAGGAUUCUGCUUGUGACUGGUUCGCAGCCGGCGCCUUGUGCCAAUGCGAUUGGUGAUCAUUACUUGCUGAAGGCUCUGAAAAACAAGAUUGAUUACUGUAGGAUUCAUGGAAUUGAGAUCCUGUAUAAUAUGGCUCAUUUGGAUAAGGAAAUGGCAGGGUUUUGGGCGAAAUUGCCUCUGCUGCGGCGAUUAAUGUUGUCGCAUCCGGAUGUGGAGUGGAUUUGGUGGAUGGAUAGUGAUGCUUUGUUUACAGAUAUGGUGUUUGAUAUUCCUAUUGCCAAGUAUAAGGAUUAUAACAUGGUCAUCCACGGCUUUCCUGAUUUGUUGUUCAAUCAGAAGUCAUGGAUUGCGUUGAAUACAGGAAGUUUCCUGUUCCGGAACUGCCAGUGGUCGUUGGAUUUGUUGGAUGCUUGGGCGCCUAUGGGACCCAAGGGCCCGAUGCGUGAUGAGGCUGGAAAGGUCUUGACGGCCUAUCUGAAGGGGCGUCCGGACUUUGAGGCGGAUGACCAGUCUGCUUUGAUAUACUUGUUGCUUUCGCAGAAGCAGUGGCUGAGCAAGGUGUUUGUGGAGAACUCAUUUUACUUGCACGGAUUUUGGGAGAGUGUGGUGGAUAGGUAUGAGGAGAUGAUUGAGAAGAACCACGCAGGAAUGGGAGAUGAGAGGUGGCCGCUUGUGACACAUUUUGUGGGCUGCAAGCCCUGUGCUAAGUUUGGGGAUUAUUCAGUGGAGAGGUGUUUGAGGGGUAUGGAGAGAGCUUUCAACUUCGCAGAUAAUCAAGUUCUCAACUUGUAUGGGUUUAGGCAUAAGGGAUUGGUUAGCCCAAAUCUUAAGCGGAUCAGGAAUGAAACUGCUGCUCCUUUGGUGAAUGUAGAUCAGUUUGAUAUUCGGCAUGCAGCUGCUCACCACACCACUGAACCUCGGAGCUAGCUAUCCCACCGGAACCUUUGAGAACAUCUUGCAGUUUAGAGCUUCCGUUCACAGGGGAUGGAUCAAAGACAUUGUGAGUUCAUGACCAUAGGGAGGUGGUGCUGGAUCUCAUCUUGAUGUACUGUUCUGUAAAGCACAUGGAGAGAAAAAACCUUUGUGAUAUUUUUUUGUUUUUGGGGGUGAUUAAAAUAGCUGUUGUUUAAGUUCUAGUUUUUUUCAUUGGUUUUAGGUUAAAGUUUGGGUUCUAAUUCGAUCACGUGUACUAGUAUUACACAUUAUGAAAUGUUUGUUAUAAAGAGAGAACAUUUAUUUAA
Molecule: messenger RNA, 1941 nt
Organism: Salvia splendens (bonfire salvia)
Lineage: Eukaryota; Viridiplantae; Streptophyta; Magnoliopsida; Lamiales; Lamiaceae
Product: probable xyloglucan 6-xylosyltransferase 5
Exons: 2
Coding region: 254-1627 (457 amino acids)
Biological process (GO): xyloglucan biosynthetic process
Cellular component (GO): membrane; endosome; trans-Golgi network
Molecular function (GO): hexosyltransferase activity
Source: RefSeq, a predicted model, not a curated record